CUCCAACAUCCAACAGCCCUGCGAUUUCGGUUUCCAUCCAGGGUAAGAUAAAGAACCGAAUUGCUUGAAAAUGUCGUCACGUAUCCCCGACAGAACAGGUUCGAAGCGAAGCCGGUCUCGCUCUCCAACUUCAUCAUCUUGGCGUCAACCCCAGAAGCUCCCCCGCAGGUACGAUGAAAGGGACCGCCGACAAGACUGGGACAAUGGGCAAAGUCGAUCGUCGCAGGCUCCGCCCCGGAACAUGAAGGACCAAGUCCGCAUCAACCAGCUUCAGGAAGACGAACAAGUGCGGGAAUGGGUGGCACAGGAAGACGUCUUUGUUUUGAAGCAGGCCAAGAAGAAGGCAGAGAUUCGAGUCAAGGAGGGCCGGGCGAAGCCGAUCGAUUGGCUCACGGUUACUCUGCGAGUGAUUGAUCCUACGAGGGAUCCUUUGGAUGAUGAGAUUGCAGACUCGGAUCUUGAUUUGGUGAACCCGGAUGGUGUUUUCGAAGGGCUAUCCCAGACGCAAUUGUCGGAUCUCGAAAAAGACAUUGAUACAUUCUUGAAUUUGGAGAGGAAUAAGCAGAAUACAGAAUUCUGGAAGACAAUGAAAGUCGUUUGUCGAGACCGCCAAAAGACCACCGCUCCCGAAGGACGUGCACUCAAUUCCGUCGCCGCUGAUAUCAACAGACUUCUUAGCCCUAAAUCAUAUGAGCAACUGCAGAGCCUUGAAGUUCAGGUCAGAAGGAAGUUAGAUUCCAACGAGCCCAUCGAUACCGAUUACUGGGAGGAACUUUUGCGCAGUCUUACAGUCUGGAAGGCUCGGGCUAAACUGAAGAAUGUGUACCAUGCUGUCAUCGAAGAGCGUGUUCGGGGACUACGCAAACAACAAGCCGUGGAAGCAGAGUUUGUCCGGAGCAAGCUGGCUCCUCUUGCGCCGGUCAUCGAGACGAAUCCUGUUGACCAGGAUGAAUUCAAUGGCCUUGACCCCGAUCCGUUGUUGCAGAUUCGCCCUGAAGAUAAGGUGUUGGAAAUUGUCGAUGAAAGCGAUUUCUUGAACCAGGUGGCUCGUGAGCGUCAAAAGAUUGUCAAGAUGGGCUUUGUACCCUUGCGUCAACGACAUGCUGAAAAGCCAUCAGCUGCUCCGGUCAAUCAAAGCUCGAAUAUGCCAGUGGCCAGUGCCUCGACCCGUUUUUCUACCAUUCCAAACGAAGACUUCUCCCAAGCAACCAAGGCUCUUUACGAAAGGGAACUUGCAAAGGGUGUCAGCGAGAACGAGGAGAUUUUUACCGGUGAGGAGGCAGUCAGCUCCAACUCCCAUCACCAAUGGGCCGGCAAACAUCGGCCUCGUAAGCCACGUUAUUUCAACCGAGUACAAAUGGGCUACGAGUGGAAUAAAUACAAUCAAACCCAUUACGACCACGACAAUCCACCACCAAAGGUUGUACAGGGCUACAAAUUCAACAUCUUCUAUCCUGAUCUCAUCGACAAAGCAAAGGCUCCGACAUACCGCAUCGAGCGAGAGAACGGAAGAAAGCGCGGUCAAUCCUUUGCGGCAGCGGGUGAAGAGGAUACUUGUCUCAUCCGGUUUAUGGCAGGACCGCCGUAUGAAGAUAUUGCAUUCCGAAUUGUAGAUAAGGAGUGGGAUUAUAGUGCCAAACGAGAAAGGGGGUUCAAGAGUACUUUUGAUAAGGGAAUUUUACAACUUCAUUUCCAGUUCAAGAGGAUUUACUACCGCAAGUAAGAAUCAGACUCGAUUUCAUAUUUAUAUCAUUGGAGCCAUUAUUUAUUCUGUCAAUACAAAAAUAUGUAUUAUCUACGGGCAUGAAACAUGAAACUACUAUAUCUUGCUUUUGAAUUUAAUGCCAUGAAACUUUGACCAGUUUCCUAU
This is a messenger RNA of Aspergillus wentii DTO 134E9, 1870 nucleotides long. Its product is annotated as splicing factor cactin. Gene Ontology annotation, molecular function: protein binding. Gene Ontology annotation, cellular component: cytoplasm; spliceosomal complex. Lineage: Eukaryota; Fungi; Ascomycota; Eurotiomycetes; Eurotiales; Aspergillaceae. The transcript is spliced from 5 exons. The record is from RefSeq and is a predicted model, not a curated record. The coding region runs from base 71 to 1723 and encodes 550 amino acids. Gene Ontology annotation, biological process: mRNA cis splicing, via spliceosome.